Molecule: messenger RNA, 1104 nt
Organism: Glycine soja
Lineage: Eukaryota; Viridiplantae; Streptophyta; Magnoliopsida; Fabales; Fabaceae
Product: xyloglucan endotransglucosylase/hydrolase protein 9-like
Exons: 2
Coding region: 102-719 (205 amino acids)
Biological process (GO): carbohydrate metabolic process
Molecular function (GO): hydrolase activity, hydrolyzing O-glycosyl compounds
Source: RefSeq, a predicted model, not a curated record
CAAAUAUUAUUUCCUGGACGAAAACGAGAGAAUUUAUAAACUGAUGAGUGUAGUAACAUCAUUUUAAAUCCAUUUUAUUUGAAUUGGCAUUUCACAUUCCAAUGGCCGAUGCAGCGACCCAACCUUUGAAGGAGAUUGCGAUCGACUACACCCCCGAGGCCUGUUCCCACUGCGCCACCUCCAACACCAUCACCCUCACCUACGACCACCGCGGCGGCGCGCGGUGGCGCACCGCAUCCCGCUUCCGCUCCGGUACGUUCUCCGCCCUCAUCCGGUGUCCCUCCGGCGACACGAGCGGCCUCAACUUCAACCUCUACCUCUCCUCCCUGGAGGGCGACAAGUCCCAGGACGAGAUCGACUUCGAGUUUCUGGGCCGCGACAGGACCAUCGUACAAACGAACUUCUACUCCGAAGGCGUAGGAAACAAGGAGAGGAUCCACCAUUUAGGGUUCGAUGCUUCCGAUGGGUUUCAUGAGUACGUGAUUGUGUGGGGGAGCGACGCGAUCGAGUGGCGCGUGGAUGGGAAGGUGGUGAGGAGGGAGGAGAGGAAGGAGGGGGAGGGGUUUCCGGAGAAGGCUAUGUUUUUGUACGCUUCGGUGUGGGAUGCAAGUUGGGUUGCUGAAGGGAAGUGGUGUGGGAAGUACUGUGGGGGUGAUGAGCCUUAUGUUUGUGUCUACAGGGACAUUCGUGUUCCCGUUGGAACUUCUGUUGUGGAUUGAGUAUUCACCUCUUUUUUAUCGAUAAUUUUUCUCCUUCUAAGAGACAUUUGGAAGCUCCAAACAUAAAUUAAAUUACAUUAUACUUACUUUCAAGUAAACUUAAGUUUACAUAGUUAAGUUCAACCAAACUUUGCCGUUUCAAAUGCGAUGGUACAAAGUCCAACACACUUUCACCACAGAAGCAAGAAAGAUGAUGUUAUCUGGAAACAGAGAUUGAAUGUAAAUAGAGGUUGGAACCGGGCAUCCAAACACACGCCAGUAGUUCCGUUUGUUUGCUUCUUCAGGAUGUAAUGGAUUUAUCUGCACCCUGCUCUAUUUGUUUGUGGUUUGGGCUUUAGCCCUCCUUUAUAACAAAAAAUAAAAAGGUUAUGUGAUUGAAAAACAA